Molecule: messenger RNA, 591 nt
Organism: Penicillium subrubescens
Lineage: Eukaryota; Fungi; Ascomycota; Eurotiomycetes; Eurotiales; Aspergillaceae
Exons: 1
Coding region: 1-591 (196 amino acids)
Source: RefSeq, a predicted model, not a curated record
AUGGCUGGAGCAUGUCAGCAACAGUCAAGUAUUUUGCUACUCGUAGCGACAGAUGGCCUUGUCAUUCUAGGCCGUGUCAUGGCUGGAGUGAUCUUCCUUACGACUCCUGUUAAGCCCGAGCAGCUUCUCGGUUUUUCGACUAUCGGCGCCUCCGUCACUUGGAUUGUGUCAAUUGUUCUCAAUACGAAAUCAUUUCUGGCGCCAUUUUACCUCAACUACAUCUUUCUAGCUGCGAUUUUCCCGACUAUAUUUGGUAUGGCACUUCGCUGUCAGGGCGGUCGUAUUCACCUAUGUUCCGCCUCCCAGAUCUCAUUAAUGGUCGGUGGUGCGAUCUUCCCUGCUGUCCAAGAUGGGAUCGAGAAUGCUACUUCGAUCCAAAAGUCACUUAUCUUGCCAGCUGCUCUUUUUUAUUCCGCGCUCAUCCUGCCGCUCUUCACCCUCUGGGAUCCUGUGCGAAGUGUACUUCGGCGUGGAUCUUCCAUGCGACCAUCACGCAUGGGAAUACUGGUGCAGUCCAGUGAUGAAGAAGUAAUUCGUCAUCCUGAUAUACGAGUUGAGCAUGCGGUCAUCAUCGAAAAUCAACUGGCAUGA